AUGGAGAAGAAUCCGCAUCGACACAGCGUCAGCAAUCCCGUCAUCGCGACGAAGCAGCAGCCGGCGUCCGCCGCCGUGUGGGACUGCGGCAGCGCCCUCUACGACUCCUUCGAGCUCCGGUCGUUCGAGAAGCAGCUCUACUCCGCCAUCAACUCCGGCCGGACCAUCUCCAUGCCCCACUUGCCCGACCGCCGGGUCGCGCCCGAACCGGCCCAAUCCAAUACGACGCCGCAUCAUCCUCCCCCGAAAAAUACCAAAAGUCUCAAUAAGAAUAUCAGCGAUCCGGUCCCCGAGGCUAAAAAGCGCGCUUCGUCGUCGUCGUCGUCGUCGAGGAUAUCCAAGUCCGUGCGGCGGUUUUUCAAGUCGGUGUUCGUUAAAGCGACGUCGUCUGGCGGCGGUAAUUACAAACGGAAGGAGGAGGAUAGGAAGCGGAGCUUUAACGGAGGCGAGGUCUACUUCGUGUGCGACAAGACCGGGGCGCUUUCCACGAUUCCGGAGGUUCCGGAGAGCGAAAAUUUCGGGCUGUCGAAUAUUAGUUCGCUGGCGAAGAGGAGCGUGUCGGAGAGGUUCACGGCGGCGACGACGACGGCGGCGGUGGGUGUUUCAUGUCCAUGA
Molecule: messenger RNA, 615 nt
Organism: Linum tenue
Lineage: Eukaryota; Viridiplantae; Streptophyta; Magnoliopsida; Malpighiales; Linaceae
Source: the annotation of a GenBank genome assembly